Rotaria sp. Silwood1 is the source of this 1095-nucleotide messenger RNA. NCBI's taxonomy places the organism in Eukaryota, Metazoa, Rotifera, Eurotatoria, Philodinida, Philodinidae. The record is from the annotation of a GenBank genome assembly.
AUGACUGAUCCACCAUUGAUCUCUUUGACCACUUCGAAUCGAGGCAAGCCUUUGCUCGUUUACUCAGGAUAUAUUCAUGGACUUAAAAAGUCGACGAAUAAAGUGAAAUAUUGGGUUUGUCAUAGUGAUGGCUGUUUGGUCACCAUUCACACAAACAAAAACGACGAAAUUCUUAAAGCUAAUGGUCAUCAUUAUCAUAUACCUGAUUCAGAACAAAUCGAACUUCGAAACUUAAGAAAAAAAGUGAAAGAUAGAAUACAAUCUGAAACUAAUUCUAUACCUAAAACAUAUGAAGAAGAAUUAGCUCGCUCAAAUCUAUCUGCAACAGCUUUAACUCUUGCACCUGUUGCUUCGGUUCUUAAUCGUGUUCGUCGAAAAACAACUCCAACUCUACCAACAUCAGCUGAUUUUGAUAUUCCUGAUUUUUAUCAACAAACACUUAACGAUGCACAAUUUAUCUUAUUAUUCUCGUCUGAAUGGAUAUUUCUUGAUGGUACAUUUGAUAAAUGUCCUAAACAAUUUCAACAAAUUUAUACAAUUCAUGGUUUAAAAUUUCAACAAAAUUUUCCUUGUGUGAUUUGUCUUUUAUCCGGAAAAACAGCUGACAUUUAUAGACAGCUGUUCCUUGAACUUAAUGAUCAUGCUACUCGAUUGAAAAUGAAGUUUGAACCAAAACACGUGAUGUCAGAUUUUGAGAUGUCUUUAACCAAAGUCAUCAAAGAAAAACUUCCAAAUGUAAUACAUCAUGGAUGCUUUUUCCAUUUCACUCAAUCUCUCCAUAAACACAUCAAUUCACUUGGUCUUUUUACAGCUUAUCUUGAGGAUGAAGAUUUACGUUUAGCUUGUCGAAGUACAAUGGCACUUGCUCUUCUUCCUCCAGAUCAUCUAGAAGAAGCUUUCGAACUUCUUAAAAAUGAUUCACCUGAAGAAUUGAUUGACUUUUUUAAAUACUUUCAAAAUCAAUGGUUAAAAUGUGUACCAAAAAAUAUUGGAAUGUAUCAAAUCUCGAGUUUCGUACAAACAAUAUUUGCGAAAUUAAUGCUUUUUUUAUUAUCCAAAAAUAUAUUUUUUUCUUUCAUCUAUUACCUGGCAUAA